Messenger RNA from Dromiciops gliroides (monito del monte), 10106 nucleotides. It is a transcript of the gene MORC2, whose product is annotated as MORC family CW-type zinc finger 2. The record is from RefSeq and is a predicted model, not a curated record. The transcript has 26 exons. Gene Ontology annotation, molecular function: zinc ion binding. Gene Ontology annotation, cellular component: nucleus. Lineage: Eukaryota; Metazoa; Chordata; Mammalia; Microbiotheria; Microbiotheriidae. Bases 1234 to 4326 code for a protein of 1030 amino acids.
GGAGCAGACAAAGCGGCGGUUGCGGCGGCGGCGGCGGCGAAAGCGGCGGCACAUGGUCUGCGGCGGGGCGCGCUCCGUGGCCGUUACUGCAACGUUCGCGGGGGCGGGGGACGGUUGGGCGCGCGCUCCGCACCAGGCGACCCCGCUGCCCUCGGGGCUCCCGUGACUCGUUCCCCCGCAACCCCCCGAAGAGGAGGCCUCAGGCCGAGGCCGAGGAAGAGACAGAGUCGGAGCCUGCGCUUUCGAGGGGGAGGAGGCAGAGCCCCCGCCGCGUGCAGCCGCCCUGGGAGGCGGAAACGAGAGCGGCGGAGGUUCGAGCUAUACGCCCCGCCCCCUCAUUUUUCCGGCCACCCCCCCAGGUUCCUGGGGAGGUCACCCCUUGCCUCCUGAAUUCUGAUCACCCGGUUCGCCAAGCCUCGAAAGAAGCUCACCCUCUGCUUUUCAAGAUCGGAAGUUGGGGAGGGGGGGGUCCUCACUGCACCAAGAUCCCCCGGCCUCAGUACCAGCAGUAAAUCCUCCUGACACCUGCCCAAAGACUCUUAGGGAGCAUUACCCCUGGCCUCCCAGACUCAGGGACCCCCCCCACCCCCCACCCCCCAUCCAAGACUUUUAGGAAGUACACACGUCCUGGGCUCACUGUAAGGAAACUCCAAGACUCGGGAAAGUUUCCUUUGCCCCACCCCGUCUCCAAGAUUGGGCUGUAGGAGGCCUCUGACCCCAAAAUUGUUAGGGAGCACUGCCACCAUCUAGAAGACUUUUAGGGGAGACAGCUCAUAGCCAGGAGUCAAAGAGAAGAACAAUUCAUUAAGCAGUUCCUGUAGAGCUUUGAGGGUACCCAUUGAACCCAGAUCUGGAUUAGCGUAUCAGAGGACAGUUUAAAAAAAACAAACUAUUCUAGAACUCUGAGCCUCCCCCCUCCCUUCAAUGGAAUGGUGGCAGGACUUGCUGGCCAAGGAACCUCUCAAACCUGGUUUUUCCUGAAGAGAGCUUUGAAAGGUGGUCCACAGCAUUUCCUACAGCAGACUGGAAAGUUGACCCUCUGUCAGUACAGAUUGAUUGUCUCUUUGGAGGCCUCUUUUAACGACUUUCUGAAAUUAACUCAAGAGGAACGCUGGCACCUCAACUGUAGUUCUUUGGGGGCGUAAAAAAUAUUAGGAUAAGUGAUUUAAAACUUAAGUCUUCUGACUGGGCCUUAGAGACCCACAUGUUCCGAUCUUGACGAGACUAGCAGUCAUGGCAUUUGCUAAUUACAGCAGUCUGAAUCGAGCUCAGCUGACAUUUGAAUAUCUCCAUACAAAUUCAACCACCCAUGAAUUCCUGUUUGGGGCCCUUGCUGAGCUCGUGGACAAUGCCAGAGAUGCCGAUGCCACCAGAAUAGAUAUUUAUGUAGAGCACCGGGAGAAUCUCCAGGGAGGCUUCAUGCUCUGCUUUCUGGAUGAUGGCGCGGGAAUGGAUUCAAGUGAUGCCGCCAGUGUCAUACAGUUUGGGAAGUCAGCCAAGCGGACCCCGGAGUCCACGCAGAUUGGGCAGUAUGGCAAUGGCUUGAAAUCGGGCUCCAUGAGAAUUGGAAAAGAUUUCAUCCUCUUUACCAAAAAGGAUGAUACCAUGACCUGCCUCUUCUUGUCUCGCACAUUUCACGAAGAAGAAGGUAUUGAUGAGGUGAUUGUACCACUGCCCACCUGGAAUGCCCGUACUCACCAGCCCAUUACAGAGAACAUGGACAAGUUUUCCACUGAGAUUGACCUCAUCUAUAAGUAUUCGCCUUUCAAAUCAGAGCAGCAAGUAAUGGAUCAAUUUAAGAAGAUCUCUGGGGAGACGGGAACCCUGGUUAUCAUCUUUAACCUCAAACUCACAGACAAUGGAGAACCUGAGCUGGAUGUUGUCUCGGACCCCCGGGACAUCCAGAUGGCUGAAACGUCCCCUGAGGGCACGAAGCCCGAGCGCCGCUCCUUCCGCGCCUACGCCGCCGUCCUCUACAUUGACCCCAGAAUGAGGAUCUUCAUUCAUGGCCACAAAGUGCAGACCAAGCGACUUUCAUGCUGCUUGUAUAAGCCCAGGAUGUACAAAUACACCUCCAACCGCUUCAAGACAAGAGCUGAACAGGAGGUGAAGAAGGCAGAGCAUGUGGCUCGUAUAGCGGAAGAAAAGGCUCGAGAGGCUGAGAACAAAGCCCGAGCCUUGGAGCUGAGGCUUGGAGGAGACCUAACCCGGGAAUCCAGGGCGGCCUUGCGGCAGGUCCAAGGCACAGCCAUUAACCUGCGCCGGGAAGCUGACAUUAAGAAGCGCAUCAAAGAGGCCAAACAACGGGCCCUCAAAGAACCUAAGGAGCUUAACUUUGUCUUUGGGGUAAACAUCGAGCAGCGGGAUCUGGACGGCAUGUUCAUAUACAAUUGCAGUCGUUUGAUUAAGAUGUACGAGAAGGUGGGCCCACAGCUCGAGGGAGGCAUGGCCUGUGGUGGGGUCGUUGGAGUGGUAGAUGUGCCCUAUCUGGUCCUGGAGCCCACCCACAACAAGCAGGACUUUGCCGAUGCCAAGGAGUAUCGGCACCUGCUGAAAGCUAUGGGCGAGCACCUGGCCCAGUACUGGAAGGACGUGGCCAUUGCCCAGCGGGGAAUCAUCAAAUUCUGGGAUGAGUUUGGCUACCUCUCAGCCAACUGGAACCAGCCCCCAUCCAGUGAGCUUCGCUACAAACGGAGGAGGGCCAUGGAGAUUCCCACCACCAUCCAGUGUGAUUUGUGUCUGAAGUGGCGGACCCUGCCCUUCCAGCUGAGCUCUGUGGAGAGGGACUAUCCAGACACAUGGGUGUGCACAAUGAACCCUGAUGCUGAGCAGGACAGCUGCAACGCAUCUGAGCAGAAGCAAAAGGUUCCCUUGGGGACCCUGAAGAAGGACUACAAGACCCAAGAGGAGAAGCAGAAACAGCUGACGGAGAAGAUCCGGCAACAGCAGGAGAAGCUGGAAGCCCUGCAGAAAACGAUCCCUAUCAGAUCCCAGGCUGACCUGAAGAAGCUACCUCUGGAGGUGAGCAGCAGGCCUUCGGUGGAGGAGUCCCAUACCAUACGCCGACUUGCGCGCCCCAGGUCCCCCCCACUGCCAGCUGUGAUUAAGAACGCUCCAAGCCGACCCCCACCCCCACCUCCCCCACCCCCACCAACUCCCAGACAAGUCUUCCAGGCCAGAAGGGGCCCUCCGUCCGUCUCCCCGAGACCAGCCCACUCGCCGGCCCAGGAGGAAGCCAGCACAUCCAGGAUGUCUCACCCAGCUCUGGCUCCCCGGAAGUCCAGCGGCGCCAUUGUCAAACCGGCUCCCAGAGUGGUCUCCGUGGUGAGGUCCCCCACAUCGCUUGUGCUGAAUUCCAGGCCCCCCCGUGACGUGCCCAUCCCCAAACCGGUGAAGACCCCAGUGCUCAAGAAGCCAGACCCGCCCAGUAAACCUCAGAUUGUCAGUGCCCGGAAGAGAAGCUUUCCUCUGACACCGGAUGAGGCCGAGGAAGAUAUGGACAGGAAGAAGGAGAAGUCCAAGCGCGGCAAAAUCCUUGUGAAAGACGAGAAGAAGGAGUCGAGUGAAGUCGUCGUCGAGCUCUCAGACAGUGUCAACGAAGAAGACCUGGCAGAGCUUAAAAGAGCCCAGAAAGACAAAGGGCUGCACGUGGAGGUGCGGGUGAACAAGGAGUGGUACACGGGCCGCGUGACUGCCGUGGAGGUGAGCAAGCACGUGGUGCGCUGGAAGGUGAAGUUUGAUUACGUGCCCACAGACACCACGCCGAGAGACCGCUGGGUUGAGAAAGGCAGUGAUGAUGUAAGGUUGAUGAAGCCCCCCUCCCCCGAGUACCAAAGCCCCGACACCCAGCAGCAGGAGGACGAAGAUGUGGUCACCAUUGAGCCUUCCACCUCGGACUGCAGCCGCAUCGAGCCGGACACCACGGCCCCCAGCAGCAGCCACGAGACCGUGGAUCUGCUGGUCCAGACCCUCCGGAAUUGUCUCCGGUAUUUCCUGCCUCCCAACUUCCCCAUCUCAAAAAAGGAACUGAGUUCUAUGAGCCCGGAUGAGCUGAUGGCCUUUCCUUUGAAGGAGUAUUUCAAACAGUAUGAGGUAGGCCUACAGAAUCUGUGCAACUCGUAUCAGACCCGUGCCGAUGCCCGCGCCAAGGCCUCGGAGGAGAACCUCCGCACCUCAGAGAGAAAGCUGCGAGAGACCGAAGAGAAGUUGCAGAAGCUGAGGACAAACAUUGUGGCCCUGCUCCAGAAAGUGCAAGAGGACAUCGACAUCAACACUGACGACGAGCUGGAUGCCUACAUCGAGGACCUGAUCACCAAGGGAGACUGAGCCAGGUGCCAAUGGCCAGGGAGACCUAGGCGGCCAAGAGGGCAGCACCUGGCCUGGCCCUGAGGCACGGGACCACCUUCUCGAGGUUCUACCCACCCAAGACACUUGUGUCGUCACAAGGGAAGCUUUGAAACCUUGUAGUUCUUCAGAUUUCCCUCCCUUUGUUUAUAAAUAUUUAUUUUUAAACGAAACAAGAGCCCACGAGGUAAUGCUUUUUCGUUUAUGGCCGCAAGAGGCCCUUCGGGUGGGGGGGUGGUCUUCUGGAAGCUCCCUCAUCUCCCCCUCUACCCCUGCUUAUGCACGUGGACGGCGGCCCGAGGGCAUGAUAUGCUUGGCUACCCGGGAUAAGGGUGCGAAGGAGGGGGUUGGGGCCUUCUGAGACAGCAGACAGACUUGAUGGAUUCGGGCACUCCCCCCAUUUCUGACCUUGGAGGAGGGAUGAAGAAGAUGCAGGCAUGGGCUGGGCAUCCUUGUGGGUCCUCUGCCCUUGGCAGAGCAGAGAGCGCCUUGCCAGCUGUUGCCCUUGGCCCUAGCGGACAUUUCCCAACCUGCUGAUAAUAAAAGGUUUAACGCUCGGUGCCCCACCAUCUUUGUUUCUUCCUUUUCUGACUUGAAGAUGCUUCACACCACGCCACCGGUAGAACAAGCUGGUCCUGGAGCCUUGGCACUCGGGCUUGAACCCUGGCUCAGCCACCUCCACCAGGUGCUCUUGGGCAAGCUCCUUUCCCCACCGGCCUCAGUUUUCUCUUCUGAAAAAGGAAGAUUGUGGGACUUGAUGGUUUCAAAGGACCUGCCUGGCGUGGGGCUGAUCUCUUCCAAGCAGACUUGGCACUGAUGAGUCAGGCGCGUCUUUUUUGUUGUGGAUCGAUAACAGCAUGAGCCCCUGCGUGGAAUGAGUAGCGUAUCCCUAAGCUGUAUCUGUGUGUGCGUGUGUGUAUGGGGGGGGGUGGGGGGUGAGGGUGGUCUACACCUGUGACUUCACCGGCCCAGGGGUGUGUGCCUGUGUGAGGAGGAGCCCUGGGAAGGAGGUGAUGUCCAUUGUGCUCGGCUGCUGGAGUCAGGAAGACCCGAGUUCAAAUCUGGCCUCUCGGACAGCAGCCUGGGGCCCUGGACGAUUCAUUUCCCUGCUGCCUGCCUCAGUCUUUCUCUUCUGUAAAAUGAGGGUGAUAAUAGCCUGUCCCUCCAGGGUGGUUGUGAGGAUCAAAUGAGAUCACCCACACAGAGGCUUUGGAAGCCUUGAGCACGCUGUGUGUGUGUGUGUGUGUGUGUGUGUGUGUGUGUGUGUGUGUGUGUGUGUGUGUGAGCUGCUGCUAUUUUUAUCUUGAUUACUAUUGUGACUGAAGAAACUGGAGCACUGAGAGACCAAGGGAUUCAUCCUGAUGGUGUCAGAGGCAGGAUUUGAACCCACAUCUCUGAACUCCCAAGUCUGGUGCUGUGUCCUCUACACCAGUGGCACCCACCUUACAGAAACAGGGACCACUCAGCCAUGGAGCCAUCCCUUUGGGCCAUAUGUCGACUUAAUGUAAGAUGUAACAUCUCUGUUUGGCUGUUGUGUUAAGCAUCUCCCAGUUCUGCUUUAGUCUGGUUUGGCUGCCCUCCCGUGCCCUGUGGGGCAGCCUCUCUGACCUUCCCCACCCCCAAGCGACACCGCUUGAGAGCUUGCCCGUGACAGCCAGUGUAGACGACUCCACGUGCUUCUCGCAGGUCUUUUAUCUGUCCUUUUUCUCCUGGGCCCCCCACCCUGUACUGGGUCCGAGGGAGCCCAUGUGCCAAAGAUAAAGGAAGCAGGCCUGUGCCAGGGCCCUCAGCUGGCGCCUGGCAGCUUCUCCAGCCUCCAGUCCCCACGCUUUAGAAGGUCAUUGAGAAGAUCAGCCAAGUCCAACCAUGGCCUAAUUUGGUGCCCGUCCCUCUGUCUUCCAGGCUGCCCAAGGAACCCAGGAAACCUUAGGAUUUGGGCAAGCCUCUUGGGACCCAAGACAGGGAAUCGGGGUGUGGUCACAGUGUUGUCUCCCAGCUCCCUCAGGACCCUGGUGCGUUUGGACACAUUUCACUGAUGCCCCUCCCUUGCAGGAGGCCCCGCAUCCAGUGUCUGCCUAGCGACAGAUUGAACUCAACUGGGAGACUGAGAGAACAACAGUCACAACUGGAAGCCGGACCAUCUCCCGCCGUGAGCAUCAUUGAUCCUGGGACUAUCCCAUCUCUCCCAGCCAAGGGGCACCAUAGCGGGUAGAGCACUGGGCCUGGAGUCAGGAAGACCUGAAUUCAAAUCAGGCCUCAGACAUUAGCUGGGUGGCCUUGGACAAGUCACCUGAUCUGGUCUGCCUCAGUUUCCUCAUCUGUAAAAUGAGCCGGAGAAGGAAACGGCAAAACCAAGAAACCCCCAAAUGGGGUCACAGAGAGUCGGACGUGACUGAAAUGACUGAACAACAAAACUGUCCAGGAAAUGAGCUCAGCUCCUGUGGAUCGGAGGGGUGCCCUCACCCCCCAGAAGCCUGCACCCAGGAUGAUCUUUGCUACCACCAAGAUUCCCUGCCCUCCCAGAUCCCUGUGGGCCCCUUGUGGAGGUGGUUGUGGGGCUCAACUGCUGGGGAAGGACCUGGGAUGUCUUCACAGCCUCCUCUACUUCAUACAUGGUUGGCCCAAAGCUCAUCUUCCUUGGUUCUUAUGCACUGGGACUAACUGUUGCUGCUGCAUUUUCAACCAGGUGCUCUCCUCAUGACCACCCCCCAUCGACCCCCCCCCAUUGGAGGUGGCAGGGCUGGGGAAGAAGAGCCUGGACUUGGAGCCUGGACCUCAUUUUAUUCCCUUCUUAAACUCGAUCACUAAACUAGUAGAUGAGAGGGAUGUUGUGGGUAGAGUUUAACUAGAUUUCAGCAAAGUUUCUGAUAAUAAAGUAUCUUGUGUCCUUGUAGAGAAUGUGGAGAGAGACGGAUUAAAUGAUAAUGGAGUUGGAGGGGCUCAGGACUGGUCAUGUGGCCAGACUUGGUGAAUACUGUCUUUAACAUCUCCAGGGAGGCCCCACCUCCCCACCCCCAGGCUCGUCACUUGGCCCUGUGAUGACUUGGAUAAAGUCAUUAUGCUCAAGCUAACACAACGAAGAGAAUCCAAAUCGAAAAGAAGGUGGUGCAGUGGAUAGAGCGCUUGGCUCAGGAAGACCUUAGCUCAAGUCUGGCCUCAGCCUCUUAUCUGCUGUGUGACCCUGUGCAAGUCGCUCCCGCAGCCGGGGUUGUUGUGAGGACCAAAUGAGUUAUUUGUAAAGUGCUGUGCAAAUACGGACCAUAAUUGUAUAUAACGAUGUGAUCUCAACAGGCUAUCGUUGGGAUGAAUCUUAGGAAAUUCAGUGGUUUAUAUUGAGGACCCCAAAGCACCACCAUCAUGUGGCAGAGAUGUGGAGAGACAACAGUUCAGAAGAAGAUCUGGGGUUUAAAUGGACCAUGGUGAGGCUCAGUGUGAGUCAGCAGGGUGAUGGCCUGCAUUGAGGGGCAUAUGUAGUUUCCAGUACCAUUCGGAGUGUUUGGUUCUGAGCGCUGAUUUAAGGACAUUGGCCAGCUGGGGCGCAUUGGGAGGAAGGCAGGCAGGGUAGUGAUGGGCGUGGAUAGAUGAAACCUGAAUAGCCAGGAGUCUUGGAGGCCACGAUCACUGUUCUGCUCAGCCUAGGGGCCUGGUCUGACGAUGAGAGGUGCCCCAGAGUGGGCUGGACUGCUCACCAGCUGGGGGCUCCUCUCCUUGGAAGUCUCCAGACAGGCUGGGUGACCCCUCGCUGACUAUGUUGGACUGAACUCAGCCACUGGGACUCUUCCAAAUCAAGUUCUGUGAGCAAAUGUGGGUUUUUUCUGCAGUUGAUUUUCGUGGCCUCGGUCAGAUCCUUUCCCCUUUGGGGCCUGUUUUUUCCACUAUAAAAUGAAGGGGUUGGACUGCGUGCCCUGUAAAGUUCCUUCUGGCUCCAGGUCUACCAUCCUGUGACGAGGUGCCCUCCUCCCCAUCUUCUUCACCCUGAAGCAUGCCCUGACCAUCACUCCACUAGGUUUUCCAACCAGAUGCUGUGCUCUUGUCAAGCCUCAGGUGCAAGGAAUGUUAGCUUGAACCUAGGCUCUGAAAAAGCUGUCCCCAAGUGGAAGGUGGUGUGGGUUCAGAGGAGAAAGCGAAGGAGCUCGGUGGAAGCCGGGAUGAAGUUCUCCCUCACUGGGUUGUCUAGCUGGUGAGGGUAGGAAGGGGUCUCUUGGCCUCUGGAUUCCCUUCCACUGUUGAGACUUGGGUGAUUCUGAGCUCCCAUCCCUGGGGCCCUUUAAGCAAAGCUUGGAUAACUAAUUGGUGAAAUUAUAGACAGGAUGCGUGUGGAUGUUGGGGGGGGUGGGGUUGGACCAGAUAGCAUCAUUACACACACAAUGCAGUUGUUAUGGCAUGAUGCCGCCGCAAGGUGGCGCUCCCACCCAGGCCAGUGCUGCCCUUGUUCCCUUGUUCUGGAAGCUCAAGACUUUGUCGCUGACCAAGGCCGUGAAUGAGCACAGGGAAGACUGAAAGGAAAAUGACUGUCCCUGUGGGGCUUCAGGAAGAACCAGAAUUGCCUUCCUUUAACAGUACAGUUAGUGACGAAGAUAUAUGCAUGUACCCAGUGUCCACGUUUGUGAGCUUCAGGGCAACCAGGUGGGUAGAGUUUACCCGGGCUUUUUAAGCAGAGCUUCUUGGAAAUUAUCUUUGUGAAGAUGGAGGUAGGUGGACAGCAAGUCUGGUUCCCAGAAUCCAGUUCAGCCAUCUCCAGGGUCCCUUCAUUAAGGGGCCAACAAGCCAAGUGAAGUCAAUAAGCUUUUAUCAAAUGCCUCCUGUGUGCUAGGCACUAGGAUGCCAUAAAAGAGACAAAAGCACAGAUCUGCCUUCAAGGAGCGAACAUGCCACCAGCUAUAGUCAAACAAGGUACAUACAAGAUCAAUUAGAGAUAAUCUCAGAGGGAAGGCACUAGAAGGAAGGGAGGUCAGGAAAGGUCUCUUGCAGAAGGGAGGACUUUACUUGGGACUUAAAGAGAGCUAUGAAAGUCAUGGUGGAAUUGGGAAAGGAAAGAAUGCUAGGCAUGGGGGGGCUGGGGAGAGCCAUUGAAAGUGCCCGAGGCUGGGCCAUGUAGUGUCUUAUGAUGACCAGCAAAGAAGACAAUGUCACUAGAUCAAGGAGUACAUGCCAGGUGGGAAGAAGGAAGAGUGGCUUUUUUGUCCCACUCUCCACAGCAGUUCUAAACCCUUCUCUCUCCUCAAACCUCCCAUGUUCCCCCCCAUCACCCCAGCUGAAGACUUUGCCUCAUAUUUUACUGAGAAAUUCAGGCCAUUCACCAUGAGCUCCCUCUUCUCCCCUCUUCCUCAUCUAUCAUUCAGAUGCCUUUUGCCACUCUCCUUCAUCCCUCUUUGAUGAGGUGGCCUUACUCUUUCCCAAGGUUGACCCCUCUACCUGCUCAAGUGAUCCCAUUCCAUCCAUCUCCUCCAACAGAUUGUUCACCCUGUCAUCUUCAGUUUCUCCCUCUUUCAUGGUUCCUUCCCUGCUGCUUACAAACAUGUUCAUGUUUCCCCAGUCCUGAAGAAAUCCUCACUUGAUCCAUCCCCAGUAUAGCCCUAUAUGUCUCUUGCCUUUUGUGGCUAAACUUGAAGCAGACUCAAAAAGGCAUCAGCAACAUGGGCCUCUGCUUUCUCUCCUCUUCUCCCUUACAAUCUGGCUUCCAACCUUAGCAUUCUACCCAAACUGUUCUCUCCAAAGUUCCCAAUGAAUGAGCUCUUUUGUUGUUGUUGUUGUUUUGCAGG